GAAAGUGCAAAUGACCUUUUUUUUUCGUCCAUUAGGUUCCGGCGCAAAAUUUCCCUCUAGCUUUCGGAAAAAUAAGCAUGUUUAGCAAGGGAAUAUCUGAACCCUGAUAUUUCCCGGCUAAAAAGUGGAUUGUCACCGCCGUACAUAUUCUUUCUUCAACUUCUAACUUAGUCUUCCACAGAAAAAAUCGAAAGGAGUUUUAUUGAUAAUUCUAGCAAAAUUUCAUGCAAUCCAAUUUGUGCUGCGCCCGUUCUUGUUUCUCAUGGAAUCCAGAAAAAACCAAAAUCGUCCUACACAACUUUGAACUACAACAAGGCCUACUAAAUAAUCCAUCUCCCAAGCCCAAAAUAGACAAGCUCAAAACCUCAAUUAAUUUUCUGAAGACCUCAUUAAGCUUUGGAGAAGAUAAGUUGAACAAGCAACAAGAAGAAGAAACUACUGUGCCUUUUUAUCUUCCAGUUUCGGUUCGCAAUUCAAAUAGUCAUUUUAGGUAUAUUUGGGAUGGCAAAGACUUAAAGUUAGUCUCUGUUGAUGGCAAUGCCUUAUCUAUAUCCGAUUUAGACUCUAAUUUUGAAGAUACUCUUCAAAAGUUGGUCAGAAUUUGUAUUUCGGCAAUAAGAAAUUUCUUUCUUCCGAGAGAAGUUAGUCGUAAUUAUCUUGAAUACGUCAAGUGGAAGUUUGUUCAUCGCGUUUCCAGUUCUGCUCUCCAAGUUCUCGCCACCCAGGCUAUGUUGCGGGCAAUAGGAAUUGGGCACUCCCGUUCACUUCCAUUAGCCGCCGCACUAAAUUGGGUCCUGAAGGAUGGACUUGGACGGUUGUGCAGGUGCAUCUACACUGCUAGCCUAGCAUCUUCUUUUGAUACCAAUCUUAAGAGAGUAAGAUUCUGUACAUCUGUUCUCUUCAGUUUGAGCAUUGGAGUUGAAUUGCUGACUCCUGUAUUCCCACAAUACUUUUUGAUGCUUGCGUCAAUUGCCAACAUUGCCAAGCAAAUAAGCCUUGCGUGUUAUCUAGCAACUAGUACUGCUGUUCAUAGAAGCUUUGCAAUUGCUGAUAACCUUGGCGAGGUUUCUGCGAAAGGACAGAUUCAAACAGUUUGCUUUGAUAAUCUUGGUCUUACACUUGCCGCAACCCUGAACAUACUGUCUGUUAAUAGCCCAAGAUUGCAAGCAGGUCUACCAUUUGUGAUGUACCCAAUCUUCGCAGUGCUUGACCUUUUUGGUAUUUAUCAAGGACUACAGCAUGUGCAUCUGCAGACAUUAACUAAGGAUAGGCUUGACAUCAUUAUAAGCACAUGGAUUCAACAAGGAUUUGUCCCAUCACCUGAAGAGGUGAGUAAAAAGGAGGGUAUUGGCUUAUUUUGGAGCCGAGGCAGGGAGCCGUGGUCUAUCAGAAUUGGUUGCUUAAAUCCUAGAUGUUGCACAGCAAAGCUAUCUGUGAUGACGAUGCAAUCUUUGAAUAGUGAAGACUUCUAUUUCUUGAGUCCGGAGAGUUUGACUGGUGAAUUGAAAAGGAACCAGGAGUAUGGUGUCCUACUUUCUCUGCGGGAAGGGGCAGGCACUAUAGAUGUGAUCAGGGGCAUAUUGCAUGCAAGCUAUGUCCGCAAGGGUAUAGAAGCUUGUGGUAGUUCGAAUGCAGUUCUCAAGCAAUGGUUUAACCUGGUUGAAGAUGGCAGGAGAUUAACGGAACAAAACUUGAGCCUCUUUUAUGAGCAUAUGUUGUCUUUGGGGUGGGCAUGCAAGAAUAUUCUGUUGAGCACACAGGAGCAAGCUCGCUAUAGUUUUAUAGCUGACUGAGCAUACAGAUAUCUUCUUCUGUCUAUGAUUGGUUUGCAAAGGGGAAGUGAAUAAAGGGUCAAAGAAAGCUAAGACAAGGAGAUUUUGUACUUCUGUCCAUGUGUUUUGUUUGUAUAUAGCCAAAACUUUUGGCAUCUCUCAAAUGGAAAGAGAUGCCUUUUACAAGCCAGUGAGUACUGGCCGGGUAAAACAGAGCAAGUGUUGUACAAAAUUUUGAGUGGCUAUCUGCCUUUCUCCAUCAUGUAGAUUAAUUGACUCAGGUUAAAACUGUUAUCCACAGAACAGUGUUUCCUCAUUAAUUUUUUUCUCGAGGAUUUUGUAGUCAACUCAUCUAAAAACUUGAUGAGUACAUUUUUAUUUAUGAAUAUACAUGCUCCAUAUGAGCUAGCCAGAUUCUUUGGUGGAAA
This is a messenger RNA of Capsicum annuum, 2200 nucleotides long. Its product is annotated as protein root UVB sensitive 4-like. Lineage: Eukaryota; Viridiplantae; Streptophyta; Magnoliopsida; Solanales; Solanaceae. Bases 225 to 1793 code for a protein of 522 amino acids. The transcript has 10 exons. The record is from RefSeq and is a predicted model, not a curated record.